AUGGCUGCGGUCUUCCUGGUGAUGUUGUAUGAAUAUUCACCGCUCUUCUACAUAACCCUCAUCUUCCUCUGCUUCUUCGUAACCACCGCCGUCAUCUUGGGAUGGUUUGUUUGGGAUAUUCCUGUAAUAAUCCGCAAUUCGGAGGAGACCGAGUCCGGGACCAGGGUGCAGAGAAAACGUAUGGUGCAGGUGAAAAACCCGUUCGCGUUGGAAGUUUUGAACCCCGGUGCUGCAUCAGUUGUUGGUGGAGUAAAUCUCAAAUCUCAUUGCAUAGAGAAAUGCCUUCUGACUGUCUACUGGGGAUGUAAUGUUCAUAAACUUCACGAAGGAUUGCAAAAACAUGUUUACAGCUUCAGAAUCAAGGUGCCACAGAAACUGGAAGAAGCUAUAGAUAGACAAUAUCUCUAUCAAGAGACAUUUCUCAUUGAGAAACAGAGUGACAGUGAAAAAUUCUUUCAGCUACCUAAAUAUUUAACAAUAAAAGAUUUUGGGAGUCUGCCUCGAACACGAUAUCCACUAGUAGCAUUGUUAACAUUAGCAGAAGAGGAAGACCGGGACAUUUAUGAAAUUGUUUCUAUGGUUACAGUAAUUCAUGUUCCAGAUGAGAAAUACAGACUCACCUGCCGAAUCUUGUACCAGUAUCUGUUGACUGCACAAGGUCACAUAUAUGACCUUAAGAGACUUUUUGUACCUGUUGAUGAAACCAGUUUGCCUGCACAACCACCUUCAGAAACUAGCCUGGAUAAAAAACUCCUGGAAAAAUUUGGCACCACAGAGGAGGAGCUUAACUCUCAAAAUGAAAGCAGCAAGGAUUGUGUUGUGUGUCAGAAUGCCCCUGUGAACUGGGUUCUGCUGCCUUGCAGACAUGCCUGUCUAUGUGACUGUUGUGUGAACUACUUCAAGCAAUGUCCCAUGUGCAGAGAGUUUGUUGCAGAAUCUUUUGCCCUCUUACGAACAGAAGAAGAAGUUGGUGCAGUUAAAGGUGAUGAUGAUAAUCAGACAUUUGAAGGUAUCUGGGAAGAAUCGGAUGAAGAAAACAUUCACAAUGAUGUAAAUGAACAACUUGAUAUUUAAUGGAAAAAGUAAAUAAAUUUGGCAUGUACAGCUUUUACAUACUAAAGGUCUGU
Molecule: messenger RNA, 1127 nt
Organism: Hemiscyllium ocellatum (epaulette shark)
Lineage: Eukaryota; Metazoa; Chordata; Chondrichthyes; Orectolobiformes; Hemiscylliidae
Gene: cgrrf1
Product: cell growth regulator with ring finger domain 1
Exons: 6
Coding region: 1-1074 (357 amino acids)
Biological process (GO): negative regulation of cell growth
Source: RefSeq, a predicted model, not a curated record